Molecule: messenger RNA, 3546 nt
Organism: Choloepus didactylus (southern two-toed sloth)
Lineage: Eukaryota; Metazoa; Chordata; Mammalia; Pilosa; Megalonychidae
Gene: GAD1
Product: glutamate decarboxylase 1
Exons: 17
Coding region: 496-2280 (594 amino acids)
Biological process (GO): GABA biosynthetic process
Cellular component (GO): cytoplasm; presynaptic active zone
Molecular function (GO): glutamate decarboxylase activity; pyridoxal phosphate binding
Source: RefSeq, a predicted model, not a curated record
GCGUGUUGAGCACAUUCUGGAUUACUCAUAGGGUCUUCUUUUUCCGACGCAAAACCGUGAUCUGGAUUUAUAAUCGCCCUAUAAAUCUCCAGGGGCGGUCAGGCACCUGCAAAGGAGCCCCGCCACUCCGCCGACCAGCGGCCCCCGCAAGCAGCGGCCUCGUGAUUCCCCCGCGGAACCCGUCUCCGCCUCCCCCAUUCCACCCCCGCCUCCCCUGAAGCUGAGCAGCCACCUUUCCGAAUCUCUCUCCUCUCCUCCUGGCGCUCGCGUGCCGGACGGAGCUAGCAAGAGAGAGGUGGCAGCUGGAGGCGACGCUGGGCGAUUACGCCUGUGACAGAGCCAAGCCGAGCCGAGCGGAUUGCUGGGCACUGCUGAGGAGCGGCGGGAGCGCUCAGCUCGUGGCUAACGAUCUGAAGUGGCUUCUCAUUGCAGCCUGAUCCUGCAGCCGACUCACGGAGGACCCUGGACAGCAGAGGCCCCGGGACGAUCGAGGUGAUGGCGUCUUCAACCCCUUCCUCGUCCGCCGCUGCCUCGAACGCGGGAGCUGAUCCCAAUACCACCAACCUGCGCCCCACAACGUAUGACACUUGGUGUGGCGUGGCCCAUGGAUGCACCAGAAAACUGGGGCUCAAGAUAUGUGGCUUCUUGCAAAGGACCAACAGCCUGGAGGAGAAGAGCCGACUAGUGAGUGCUUUCAAGGAGAGGCAGUCCUCCAAGAACCUGCUUUCUUGUGAAAACAGUGACCGGGAUACCCGCUUCCGGCGCACAGAGACCGACUUCUCCAACCUGUUUGCGCGAGAUCUGCUUCCGGCUAAGAAUGGAGAGGAGCAAACCGUGCAGUUCCUACUGGAGGUGGUGGACAUACUCCUCAACUAUGUCCGCAAGACAUUUGAUCGCUCCACCAAGGUGCUGGACUUUCAUCACCCCCACCAGUUGCUGGAAGGCAUGGAGGGCUUCAACUUGGAGCUCUCCGACCACCCCGAGUCCCUGGAGCAGAUCCUGGUGGAUUGCAGAGACACCCUGAAGUAUGGCGUCCGCACAGGUCAUCCUCGAUUUUUCAACCAGCUCUCCACUGGAUUGGAUAUCAUUGGCUUAGCUGGCGAAUGGCUGACAUCAACUGCCAAUACUAACAUGUUUACCUAUGAAAUUGCACCAGUGUUUGUCCUCAUGGAGCAAAUAACACUUAAGAAGAUGAGAGAGAUAGUUGGAUGGUCAAGUAAAGAUGGUGAUGGGAUAUUUUCUCCUGGGGGAGCCAUAUCCAACAUGUACAGCAUCAUGGCUGCUCGCUACAAGUUCUUCCCGGAAGUUAAGACAAAAGGCAUGGCAGCCGCGCCUAAACUUGUCCUCUUCACCUCAGAACAUAGUCACUAUUCCAUAAAGAAAGCUGGGGCUGCACUUGGCUUUGGAACGGACAAUGUGAUUUUGAUAAAGUGCAAUGAAAGAGGGAAGAUUAUUCCAGCUGAUUUAGAGGCAAAAAUUCUUGAAGCCAAGCAAAAGGGAUACCUUCCUCUUUAUGUCAAUGCAACUGCUGGCACGACUGUUUAUGGAGCUUUUGAUCCGAUACAGGAGAUUGCAGAUAUAUGUGAGAAAUAUAACCUUUGGCUGCAUGUCGAUGCUGCCUGGGGCGGCGGGCUGCUCAUGUCCAGGAAGCACCGCCAUAAACUCAGUGGCAUAGAAAGGGCCGACUCAGUCACCUGGAACCCCCACAAGAUGAUGGGCGUGCUGUUGCAGUGCUCUGCCAUUCUUGUCAAGGAAAAGGGUAUACUCCAGGGAUGCAACCAGAUGUGCGCAGGAUACCUCUUCCAGCCAGACAAGCAAUACGAUGUCUCCUAUGACACUGGGGACAAGGCAAUUCAGUGUGGCCGCCAUGUGGACAUUUUCAAGUUCUGGUUGAUGUGGAAAGCAAAGGGCACCGUGGGAUUUGAAAAUCAGGUCAACAAAUGCCUGGAACUGGCCGAGUACCUCUAUGCCAAGAUUAAAAACAGAGAAGAAUUUGAGAUGGUUUUCAGUGGCGAGCCUGAGCACACAAACGUCUGUUUCUGGUACAUUCCACAAAGCCUUAGAGGUGUUCCAGAUAGUCCUGAGCGACGGGAAAAGCUACACAGGGUGGCUCCAAAAAUCAAAGCCCUAAUGAUGGAAUCAGGCACAACCAUGGUGGGCUACCAGCCUCAAGGAGACAAGGCCAACUUCUUCCGGAUGGUUAUCUCGAACCCAGCCGCCACGCAGUCCGACAUCGACUUCCUCAUUGAGGAGAUAGAAAGACUGGGCCAGGACCUGUAAUCCACCGCUGCGGAACCCGCGUUUAUGGAACUCCCUUUCCCCUCUGGCCCUCUAGAGCAAACCUCCGUAAGUUGCUGAACACUUAGGCCAUUUCACUGAGGAAAAAUAUACUAUCUUGAAGAAUACUGUUAAAACCUUACUUAAAAGCUUGUUUGUUAUAGUUAGCAGGAAAUGUUCUUUUUAAAAAGUUGCACAUUAGGAAUACAGUAUAUAUGUACAGUUAUAUAUACCUCUCUCUCCCUAUAUAUAUAUAUAUGUAUGUAUAUGUAUAGUGAGUGUGGCUGAGUAAUAGAUCACAGCAUGUUUCCCUCUUCAAGAGAAUUUGCUUUAUCUUCAGCAGUUACUGAGGGACUAAACAUGCUGCAAACUAGCUUGCCCAACAACCACAGGAAAGAUGGUUUUCAAACUGUAGUGUCUUAGGAACCGAGGGAAGUUGACCUCAAAGUCAGUGUUGCUCCUGUCUGAAGUAAUGACCGAUGAGAAGCAACACCACUAGGUGACUCUUGUCACACCCUCCCCGUUAGGAUCCUAUUAAGGGAAAGUAGUAGCAGAGUCGUUGUAACCCGUGUGCUAUUGCUGUAUUUUUAGAGAUUAAUAUGUGUCAGUUGUGUAUAUUACUGUCGUCUGACCUUGGGGGGAGGGGAAGAACAUAUGUAAUGAAUCCAAUGAUUGUUUAAUUGUAGGUAAAUGAAAUAUUUAUAUUCAGAUAUUUACCAUGCUGAAGAGGUGUCUUGUAUUUUCUUCCCAUUUGUAAUGUAUUUUAUUUAUAUAUUAUUGAAGUAAGUUCUGAACACUGUUUAUGGUAUUUUCGUGCAUUUGUGAGCCAAAGAGAAAAGAUUUAAAGUAGUGAGACUUGUGUUUAUAUUAGAGUGCCCUUAAAAAAUGACAUAAGCCUAAGUUUGCUGUCUGUAAAAGAAUUCUGAUACUGUAUAUAAAGUCGUAUAUAUGGAAAUCCCAUUACUUAAAUAGCAUCUGCUCUUCUGUUACCCUCUCUGUCUGGCUAUAUGUUUGGUGUUCUCCAAGCUUUUCUAGGAACUGUUGGGUAAUGACUAGACCCCUGUAAUUUUGAGUAGUACAUGACCAAUCUCUGUGACUCGCUUAGCUAAAACCUAAGGCCAUGUUUCUGAAGACCUUCCGAAGAGCUCAGAUAAACUGACCAGGCUCACAACUGUUUUUGAAGACAGGAAAUUCACACUGUGCGUUUUAGAGUAUGCAAGAAGAAUAUCAAUAAAUAAAAAUAUUCUCCAUGGAGAAUUUGAACGAAAA